Messenger RNA from Cygnus atratus (black swan), 1125 nucleotides. RefSeq names its product ubiquitin C-terminal hydrolase L1 (gene UCHL1). The record is from RefSeq and is a predicted model, not a curated record. Bases 112 to 786 code for a protein of 224 amino acids. Gene Ontology annotation, cellular component: cytoplasm. Gene Ontology annotation, molecular function: cysteine-type deubiquitinase activity. The transcript is spliced from 9 exons. Gene Ontology annotation, biological process: ubiquitin-dependent protein catabolic process; protein deubiquitination. Lineage: Eukaryota; Metazoa; Chordata; Aves; Anseriformes; Anatidae.
GGGCCGGGUGGGCGGCUCCGCGCCACAGCGCUGAGGGCGGCGGCGAGGUGCGGCGGUUGCUGCGUGAGGGGACAUCGCCGCGUGAGGGGACAUCGCCUCCUUCCUGCAGCCAUGGCGUGGCAGCCCAUGGAGAUCAACCCCGAGAUGCUGAACAAAGUGCUGGCCCGCCUCGGCGUGAGCCCCGGCUGGCGCUUCGUCGACGUGCUGGGCUUCGAGGAGGAGGCGCUGGGCGCCGUGCCCAGCCCGGCCUGCGCCCUGCUGCUGCUCUUCCCCCUCACCGAGCAGCAUGAGAACUUCAGGAAACAACAGACUGAGAAAAUAAAGGACCAAGAAAUCAGUUCCAAGGUGUAUUUCCUGAAGCAGACUGUCAGUAACUCGUGUGGGACAAUUGGUCUGAUACACGCAGUUGCUAAUAAUAAAGACAAAGUGAAGCUUGAUGAGGGGUCUGCCCUGAAGAAAUUCCUUGAUGAAACAGCUGAUCUCUCUCCUGAAGAGAGAGCUAAGCACUUUGCAAGUAAUAAGGCUAUACAAGAAGUCCACAACUCUGUUGCACAAGAAGGACAGUGUCGGGUUGAUGACAACAGUGUGAACUUCCACUUCAUCCUGUUUGCCAACGUGGAUGGACAUCUGUAUGAGCUGGAUGGGCGUAUGCCGUUUCCUGUGAACCAUGGCACAAGCUCAGACGACUUGCUCUUGAAGGAUUCUGCUAAGAUCUGCAGGCAAUUUACAGAACGUGAAAAAGGAGAAGUUCGUUUUUCUGCUGUGGCUUUCUGCAAGUCUGCCUGAGACUCCGAAGAGGCGCAAGGAAAACAGUCUAAUAGCACACAGUAAAUGCAGUCUAAACUCCAGUGCUUCAGUACUUGUUAAACACAGCUGUUCUGGUAACUUAAAUUGUUUCCACCCUUUGCUAUACACAGGAGCAACAUCAGUUGAGCUUAUGUUAAAGGAUGAGCUCAAGUUUUAACGUGAACGGUUUAGACACAUCAGAUGUCUUUAGACUCUGUUUUUUCACAUGUUAAGUAGAAAAUGCUUAACAGGGCUUGUUUAAUCUGUGUCUGUUAAUUGAGCUGUUGGUUGAUAUUUCCUUGUCCUUAAUGAAAAUAAAACUUUCUGCUGGAAGACUAA